Octodon degus (degu) is the source of this 1592-nucleotide messenger RNA. It is a transcript of the gene Pirt, whose product is annotated as phosphoinositide interacting regulator of transient receptor potential channels. The coding region runs from base 265 to 675 and encodes 136 amino acids. Lineage: Eukaryota; Metazoa; Chordata; Mammalia; Rodentia; Octodontidae. The record is from RefSeq and is a predicted model, not a curated record. Gene Ontology annotation, biological process: positive regulation of cation channel activity; phosphatidylinositol-mediated signaling. Gene Ontology annotation, molecular function: phosphatidylinositol bisphosphate binding; transmembrane transporter binding. The transcript is spliced from 2 exons.
CCAGGGUGGCUUUCCCCUGCUGGGAUGAAGGACUUGAGCAGAAACAUCACUGGCUUCUUCCCUGUAUGAACACCGAGCAAGUCCCAGGACCCCCAUCCUCCCCUGGGACACUAAGGACACUCCAGCACAAAAACCCUGUGUUACUCUCCACUGAGAGCCCAGCUGGAAACAGAUGCUGAAUACACAAAAGGUGCGUGAAGAUUCCUUUUGGUCUCACCCUUGAUUCUGUCGCCAGUGCUACGUGCCUGGUCCUAAACAGCUUUGAUGAUGGAAGAGCUCCCUAAGGCCCUGGAAGUCGAUGAGAGGUCCCCAGAAUUCAAGGACCUGCUGCCCAGCCAGACUGCCAGCUCCCUGUGCAUCAGCUCCAGAAGCGAGUCCAUCUGGACCACCACCCCCAAGAGCAACUGGGAGGUCUAUCGCAAGCCCAUCACCAUCAUGUCUGUGGGCACUGCCAUCUUGCUCUUCGGUGUGGUCAUCACCUGCUUGGCCUAUCUCCUAGAAAUGACUCCAGAGACCGAGGGUGUCCUCAAGAUGAUAGGGCCUGCUUUUCUGUCCUUGGGACUGAUGACACUGGUAUGUGGGCUGGUGUGGGUGCCCAUCAUCAAAAAGAAGCAGAAGCAGAGGCAGAAGUCAAAUUUCUUUCAGAGCCUCAAGUUCUUCCUCCUGCAUCGUUGAUGGCAGCUUGACUAGGAGAAGGAGAUACAAUGACCAACAUCCAACAGCCCCACCUUCUCCAUGGGGUACCACAAAGCUAAAUACAGGCAAACUCUCGUCUUGGUCCAUGCAGCCUGGGAAUGUUGCUUAAUGAAUCUUGCUUGGUUUCUGUUCCACCAAGGGUUCCCUUAGAUCCUUGUGUUGCUCUCAUCCUGUGCUCCUUUUUUCCAAUCAUCAUUCAUCGAACUCUUUGCCAAGUGCAGUGCAUGCUGGGAAACUCCUUGAGGGUGGGCUAUGCUCCAAGGAGAACCUCAUGUUUAUACAUCUGGUUGUCUGAAAUGGGUUCUACAUUUAUAUCCUUCUGAAACCAAACUUGAUCGAUGGAAGUUCUUCACAGAGAAGAAGGAAAGCUGUGCUCCGACCCCAGUGUUACACAGCCCCACCUUCCUUAGCCAGUGAAAUACUGCCUUACAUUUCAAGACACCAGAGAUUCACAAGCAUCAAAAUUUAUAAGUAUCAAACAUUCCAAAAACUGAACAAUGAAGGUUGCUUGGGAAAGCACUGUCCAAGGUGGCACAUCUCCCUGGACAUGCCCUAGGAAUCUGGCAGCUGAAGAAGUUCAUUUCAGAUUCCAUAUUACUUACAUCGGAUGCAAUAGGGUAGGCUGGAGGUGAGGGGUGUCGGCUAUCCCUUUGAUCUACAAACCUCCUGAUUAGUGACUGCUCUUUCCUUGGCAAUUAGCAAAGGACAAAUGCAUGAUGUCCUAGCUUCCUCUUCCAUUUCCCUCUUACCUCUACCCUGAUUUCUAGAACAGCAAGAUGGAAAGCUACAAAGGAGUUCUGUGCCACUAUUCUCCCUUUCAUUUCCAUCAAUAUCCACACUGGAAGAUCAAUGUUAUGUACAAUGGUUUGUAAGUUUCUAAUGAAAUGGAUUUUUUU